Molecule: messenger RNA, 1011 nt
Organism: Aspergillus chevalieri
Lineage: Eukaryota; Fungi; Ascomycota; Eurotiomycetes; Eurotiales; Aspergillaceae
Gene: gpdA
Product: glyceraldehyde 3-phosphate dehydrogenase GpdA
Exons: 4
Coding region: 1-1011 (336 amino acids)
Biological process (GO): glucose metabolic process
Molecular function (GO): oxidoreductase activity, acting on the aldehyde or oxo group of donors, NAD or NADP as acceptor; NADP binding; NAD binding
Source: RefSeq, a predicted model, not a curated record
AUGGCCCCUAAGGUUGGUAUCAACGGCUUCGGUCGUAUUGGACGUAUUGUCUUCCGUAACGCCAUCAACCGUGAUGACGUCGAGGUUGUUGCCGUCAACGACCCCUUCAUCGAGACCACCUACGCUGCCUACAUGCUCAAGUAUGACAGCACCCACGGUCAGUUCAAGGGUACCGUCGAGGUCGACGCCCAGGGCCUCAUCGUCAACGGCAAGAAGAUCCGCUUCUUUGCUGAGAAGGACCCCGCCGCCAUCCCCUGGGCUGAGACCGGUGCCUCCUACAUCGUCGAGUCCACCGGUGUCUUCACCACCACCGAGAAGGCCUCUGCCCACUUGAAGGGUGGUGCCAAGAAGGUUGUCAUCUCCGCUCCCUCCGCUGACGCCCCCAUGUUUGUCAUGGGUGUCAACAACACCGAGUACAAGCAGGACGUCAACGUCCUCUCCAACGCCUCCUGCACCACCAACUGCCUGGCUCCCCUUGCCAAGGUCAUCAACGACAAGUUCGGUAUUGUCGAGGGUCUCAUGACCACCGUCCACUCCUACACCGCUACCCAGAAGGUCGUCGACGCUCCCUCCGCCAAGGACUGGCGUGGUGGCCGUACUGCGGCCCAGAACAUCAUCCCCUCCUCCACCGGUGCCGCCAAGGCCGUCGGCAAGGUCAUCCCUACCCUCAACGGCAAGCUCACCGGUAUGGCCAUGCGUGUGCCUACCCCCAACGUCUCCGUCGUUGACCUCACCUGCCGUAUCGAGAAGGGUGCCUCGUACGAGGAGAUCAAGCAGGCCGUCAAGGAUGCCUCCAACGGCGAGCUCAAGGGCAUUCUUUCCUUCACCGAGGACGACAUUGUCUCCUCCGACCUGAACGGUGACGACCACUCCUCCAUCUUUGACGCCAAGGCCGGUAUCGCCCUCAACCCCAACUUCAUCAAGCUCGUCUCCUGGUACGACAACGAGUGGGGUUACUCCCGCCGUGUCGUUGACCUCAUCUCCUACAUCUCCAAGGUCGACGGCCAGUAG